Messenger RNA from Drosophila ananassae, 636 nucleotides. RefSeq lists its product as uncharacterized. NCBI's taxonomy places the organism in Eukaryota, Metazoa, Arthropoda, Insecta, Diptera, Drosophilidae. The transcript has a single exon. The record is from RefSeq and is a predicted model, not a curated record. The coding region runs from base 160 to 561 and encodes 133 amino acids.
UUUCCAAUCGACCUCACCAAAUCUCAUUCCUUUUAAAAAACUCGAACAUUGAACAUAAUUUUCACAUCAGCUAGCUCUGGUACAUUAAUACACAAAAAUACUUUCACACUUUUUCAAUUUAACUUCAUACUGUGCGAGAUUUGAAGAAAUCGACUCAAGAUGCACAUCCCGGAGGUGGACAUGUGGAAUGUUAGCAAAUGCAGUCGUUUGCAACGUCAGGUCAUCCUCAAAGCCAUGCCUCCAGGACUGGCGACAGUGGACUACGCCGAAAUAUAUCAUCAGGACAUGUUCUAUCUAGACUGCCAAGAGUAUCGGGACUAUUCCAGGGACCCGUAUAACAAAGUUCACAUUCCAGCAAGGUUCAGGGUGUACAUGGGCAAGUGCACUGAAAAAGAGGACACGGAGAGUCAACGGAUGCUCGAAUCUCCUCAAGGGCGAGUCGAUCGCCAACCUAUUGUGUUCCCGAUCGAAUAUCCCCACGACAUGGCCCUGGACCGUAAGGAUUGCGAAUUUAUAAAGGGUCGUAAUUCCAAAUACUCCAAUCUGUCGUUCAAGCGAUAGAUUUGGUAAUCUAACAGAUUGCCGUUUUUAUGAUUUAAAGAGAUUUAUGAAAUAUAUUGUAUAUAGGUUGACGUA